This is a messenger RNA of Atta colombica, 1365 nucleotides long. RefSeq names its product protein gustavus. The record is from RefSeq and is a predicted model, not a curated record. Gene Ontology annotation, molecular function: protein binding. Lineage: Eukaryota; Metazoa; Arthropoda; Insecta; Hymenoptera; Formicidae. Gene Ontology annotation, biological process: intracellular signal transduction; proteasome-mediated ubiquitin-dependent protein catabolic process. Gene Ontology annotation, cellular component: SCF ubiquitin ligase complex. The coding region runs from base 7 to 933 and encodes 308 amino acids. The transcript is spliced from 5 exons.
CAAGUAAUGACGAGUCAUCAAGUGGACCAUCUGUCCACCACAUAUCACCACAUACCAAACGAAAUCGAACGCGGCGUGAAGAGCAUGAGCCGGGAGAGUGGUGCCGGAGCCGGCGGCGGAGUCGGUGUUGGCGGUGGCAACAACACGACGUAUACACGAUCGGUGAUACCGCGCGAACUGGCCCAGGACUUCGCGAGGCCGCCACGCCUCGAUGUGCUUCUCGACAUGCCGCCAGCCUCGCGAGAAACACAAGUCCAUCACAGCUGGAACGCUGAUGAUCGUAGUCUAAAUAUUUUUGUCAAGGAGGACGACAAAUUAACGUUUCAUCGACAUCCUGUCGCACAAAGUACAGAUUGCAUACGAGGGAAAGUAGGGUAUACCAAGGGUAUGCACGUAUGGGAACUUUAUUGGAGCACGAGGCAACGAGGUACGCAUGCCGUCGUAGGAGUAGCAACGGCGGAUGCACCUUUACAUAGUGUCGGCUACCAGAGUUUGGUAGGAAACAACGAGCUCAGUUGGGGUUGGGAUCUUGGUAGAAAUAAACUCUAUCAUGACUCAAGAAACAACACUGGCGUGACGUAUCCAGCCCUUCUCAAGUCUGAUGAAACGUUUAUUGUUCCUGAUAAAUUUCUUGUUGUCCUUGAUAUGGAUGAAGGCACGUUAGCGUUCGUAGUGGAUGGUCAGUAUCUUGGAGUAGCGUUCAGAGGGCUUAAAGGAAGGAAAUUGCAUCCUAUUGUGUCCGCCGUGUGGGGACAUUGCGAGAUCACGAUGAAAUAUAUCGGCGGACUUGAUCCCGAACCUCUGCCUCUCAUGGAUCUCUGUCGAAGAGUGAUUCGACAGCGAAUCGGUAAACAUAGACUAGAAGACAAGAUCAAUGAGCUGAAUCUACCGCAGACGAUGAAGACUUAUCUUCUAUACCGGGACAGAAGGUAACCACUGAGUGAAUCUCCUCAAGAUGCCACGAUUAUGACUGCGAACAUCACCGUGUUAGAACGUUGCCACUACGAUUCACAGGCGACCGUCCGCUAUCCUCUCACACACCAAGAACAGCAACCCCUUAGCCGCGCGUCUCCGUUAAUCAAGCGCACGAUGUUAAACAGACUGACACGCGUCAUGCGCCGACGCGUCGAGACACGCCUAGUACUUCGAGAAGGCGCGCUAAGAGAACGAUGCCGAAAUACCGUAUUGAUAACGACUUGUGGCGCCCUUAUUAAGACAAGUCAUGAUGACCGCAAUCUUCGCAGAUGUUAUUGCCAUCGCCGAUAAGUUCAACUCGAUGAAGGCAAAGUUAAGAGACAAGAUGGAAAAAGGGAUUUUAACAAGAUUUAGAAAAAAUGUUUCUAAAUUUAGUUGUUUUUAAUGUUG